Messenger RNA from Notolabrus celidotus (New Zealand spotty), 2987 nucleotides. RefSeq names its product stress-induced phosphoprotein 1 (gene stip1). The record is from RefSeq and is a predicted model, not a curated record. The transcript is spliced from 14 exons. Gene Ontology annotation, molecular function: Hsp90 protein binding. Lineage: Eukaryota; Metazoa; Chordata; Actinopteri; Labriformes; Labridae.
AACCCUGAAUCCGAAAGUGGAUUACUGAUUUCUACUUCCUAUACUGGCAACCUGCAUGUUGUUCAGGGGGAGGCGCUAGUCCGCAGUAGUUUCUGGAAGGAACCUCAUGCUUGCACCAUGGAGAAAGUCUCAGCAUUAAAAGACCAGGGCAACAAGGCACUGAGUGCAGGGAACAUUGAUGAGGCUGUACGCUGCUACACUGAGGCCUUGGCUCUCGACCCUUCAAACCAUGUCCUCUUCAGCAACCGCUCAGCCGCCCACGCCAAGAAAGGAAACUAUGAGAAUGCUCUCCAGGAUGCAUGUCAGACCAUCAAGAUCAAGCCUGACUGGGCAAGGUGAGAAGGCUACUCCCGAAAAGCUGCAGCUUUGGAGUUUCUUGGCCGUUUGGAGGACGCCAAAACAACUUACCAAGAGGGAAUCCGGAAAGAGCCAAAUAAUCAGCAGCUAAAGGAGGGCUUACAGAACAUUGAGGCCCGGCUUGCAGAGAAAUCAAUGAUGAAUCCCUUCGCCAUGCCCAACCUGUAUCAGAAGCUGGAGAAUGAUGCUCGAACCCGUGAGCUGUUGUCAGACCCCACUUACAGAGAGCUCCUGGAACAGCUCAGGAAUAAACCAUCAGAGCUUGGCACAAAGCUGCAGGACCCCAGAGUGAUGACCACCCUCUCUGUUCUGCUGGGUCUUAACCUCUCCGAGAUGGAAGAGGAAGAGGAGCCCACUCCCCCUCCUCCACCCAAACCAAAAGAGACUCAGCCGCCUCCUCCCAAAGAGGAAGACCUUCCUGAAAACAAGAGAAAGGCCUUAAAGGAAAAGGAGCUCGGGAAUGCUGCAUAUAAGAACAAGGACUUUGCAACAGCAUUGAAACAUUAUGAAGAGGCAGUCAAACACGACCCCACAAACAUGACGUAUAUAUCUAAUCAAGCAGCUGUGUACUUCGAGAAGGGAGACUUUGAAAAGUGCAGAGAGCUCUGCGAGAAGGCCAUUGAUGUUGGCAGAGAGAACCGAGAAGACUACAGACAAAUUGCAAAGGCCUUGGCUCGGAUUGGCAACUCGUACUUCAAGGAGGAUAAAUACAAAGAAGCAGUUCAGUUUUUCAACAAGAGUUUGACAGAGCACCGCACUCCUGACGUCUUGAAGAAGUGUCAACAGGCAGAAAAGAUAGUGAAGGAGAUGGAAAAACAAGCCUACAUCAACCCUGACUUAGCCCUGGAAGAGAAGAGCAAGGGCAAUGAUGCCUUCCAGAAAGGGGACUACCCAUUAGCCAUGAAACAUUACAGUGAGGCCAUCAAGAGAAACCCCCAUGAUGCCAAACUGUUCAGCAACAGAGCUGCAUGCUACACAAAGCUGUUGGAGUUUCAACUUGCCCUGAAGGAUUGUGAAGCGUGCAUCAAACUUGAGCCCUCUUUCAUAAAAGGCUACACACGUAAAGGAGCUGCUUUGGAGGCCAUUAAAGAUUUUUCAAAAGCUAUGGAUGCAUACCAGAAGGCUUUGGAGCUGGAUUCUUCUUCAAAGGAAGCGACAGAAGGCAUCCAGCGCUGUAUGAUGAGUCAGACCAUGAGGAAUGACAGUCCCGAGGAGGUGAAGCAAAGAGCGAUGGCUGAUCCUGAGGUGCAGCAGAUUAUGAGUGACCCCGCCAUGCGCAUGAUCCUAGAGCAAAUGCAGAAGGACCCGCAGGCACUUAGCGACCACUUAAAGAAUCCAGUUAUUGCUCAGAAGAUACAGAAACUCAUUGAUGUCGGACUGAUAGCCAUUCGUUGAUGAAAACCAACACGCAGAAGUGUGCAAGAAACUCCCAAGGCAACAGUGGAACAAAUCCCUCCAAAAUAUUACACCCUCUCUUCUUGCCUUCAAAUUCAAAAUUAUACUGUCCUGAGUCUCACUGAGACUUUGUGUGUAUGUCAUGUUUUUUUUUUUUUUAAUCAGUUUCACAACUUUUACAUCGUAUUUAAGAAAGCAUCUUGUAUCUUGUCAUCUGGAAAAGUUGGAGUCUCCAAAAAGCCUAACCUUGAACAAAUGGAUAUACGUGUACAAAUGCUUCAGUACAGUACAGUGCACCAGCACGCUCCAUGUUUAAAGAGGAAAUCCACACUAAAGCAGUUCACGUUUUCUUAUUAGUUCAUGGUUCAAGGAUAUAAAAUGAGAAUUACAGAUCAACACACAAAAUCAAGAUUGUAAUGUAGAUCACAAAUUGGAAUUGUCAAAAAUAGUCUUCUUCUUUACUCUGGUGUUGUCCACUUCAGGCUUGACUAAAUAUGGUGCUUCAAAAUUUGGGUGUCAAGUUUGUUUUCUUUUGUCAUUCUCACAGAACUCCGGUGGAGAGCUGAAUCAUUAACCAUUGACCACCAAUGUGCAGGUCAUAGAUCUUUAGGUGUUCUUGGUCUUAUUGUUGUUCUUGUGCAAAAUAAUUUGAAGCCCUGUUUCGAGACACUUUGGUCUUUGGCCUAACUGGUGAUAUUUGUAUAAAGAUAAAACCAGGAAAUUCUUGAGUGUUUCUGGGAUUCAGGUGCUGACAGGACAGGUCCAGACAAACUGUAACCAAGACUGGAAGAAUACAACCUAUUGUUUUUUUUUAAGAAUGUAGGGAUGAUUUGCCAUAAUAAAAGUUUCAAGAUUGGUCCAUUAUAUAAAGUUCAUACAGCGUUUCUGGCUACCACAAUGUUUCUGUACCAGUUUUAAAAAUAGAAAUUAAAUCUGUUAUGCAGGUGGAAAUAUCAGCAAAGAUUAAGUGGCUGAAAUUUUGUUUUUCCCAGGACUAAGCACCCAAACAACCCUCCUGGUAUAAAUAUUUCAAUAAACUAGGUAGAUUUAGGUUGCUAAACUUUCGUCUACUGGUUGAGUAUGGGGAUUACAAGUUUUCUCUUUUCAUGGUGCAUCUUAAAUGUUUGUUGUCCUGCCUUAGGGCACUGAAACCUCAGUGUUACCAGUCCCUGCUCUCUAAUGUGUACUUGGAACAGCAAAUAAUUCUUUAAGUAAAAUUUAGCCAGCCUUUAAAA